Molecule: messenger RNA, 2827 nt
Organism: Gamsiella multidivaricata
Lineage: Eukaryota; Fungi; Mortierellomycota; Mortierellomycetes; Mortierellales; Mortierellaceae
Exons: 5
Coding region: 150-2741 (863 amino acids)
Molecular function (GO): metal ion binding
Source: RefSeq, a predicted model, not a curated record
UUGGCCUCCCACGCCCAGAACUAAUCCCAUACGCUCGCGGUGGUCCCAAAAACUUAGUUAACGCCGCUUCAAAAGGCAACAUCCCUCUGGUUUUAUACUUUCUAAACCACGCAAGAGCGAACCCGUUACUCAAAAACACUUUUUCAGAGAUGGCUUACGAUGUCGCGGCCGCAAACAGCGAAGCAUACCUCUGCGACAUUCUUCAGAGUAGCGAAAAGCAGCGGUGGAAGGAGGAACAUUCUGCCGAAGAAAUAUACGACCCUCUUGCUAUUCACAGCACAGUUCUGAUGACCGUGCACGAAAAUCAAAGAGCAGCAUCCUCGUUUCCGCUCUCACUCAUGGCCCCAAAGUUUUCUGCAAGCGCACUUACUCAGCAGGAUGUUUGCGGUCCAUGGUCACUCCCCAAUGGACGACCCUCGACAAAGGACGACGUCCAUCUGCCCCUUGCUGCAGCCUCUGGAGCCUCAAGUACCAGACCGAAUAUGCAACGCGGGUGGUUUUGGCUAACAGAGUGGGUCGUCGACAAAACGGAUCCUAAUACCGACAAUGAGGGUUGGCAAUACGGAAAGUCCUUGACGGAUGUGAACCAGCAGUGGUCGGCAAUGCCCCCAACCUCCGGCAGCAGCUGGGUGAGGCGCAGAAAAUGGAUAAGGGUGAUGAAGAAACGCAUGGAUUUAGUCACUACGGCGGGAGGUAUUCCUGAGGAAGUGAAAGCUGAACAGUCCCAUUGGGCUCAGGAAAUGGCUGGAAAUUACAGCAAGCGAGCGAAGCUUGCAUUGAGGCUAGACGAUGGAUUUAAGGAUAAAGAGCAGGAACUUGCGAGAUACCGUCAGGCCAUCCAGAUACUGCUCAACGGCAUCAAAUUUGAUAAGGAUUCUGUAUCUAAGCAAACAGCCUCGGAUAUAGUCAAGGAGUAUCUGCAGCAUGCCGAGGAAUUAGCGGACUCUAUUAACCAGCGAAAAGCAGCAUUAGGAGAUUUCCGCCAAUUGGACACACCCCGACCCCAAAUUGCUUCCCGUUCAUCAGAAGGCAGCUCUGGAUCAGGCAGUGAACUACGGAGAUUAACCCUUCAGAAAUCUCGGCCAUCAGAUGUCGCAACCCUUGAGGAGCUGGUUCAUCAUCAUCCGAACGGAGAUAGCGAUGCCGAUGCCCACUCUGAAGGAACAAGUAAUGGUAGUUUUGCCAGCACUACUAACAUUGUCAACGCGUAUACAGAUAUUCCAGACGGCAUGGCUGCAGACCCACAGAGGCAAUCUUCUUUGGAAGGCGAGGAGGCAUUGGAGCAGCACCCAGGGAACGAUCAUGAGACUGAAUUCUCGACAAUCACUUUAUCCUCUGUUGCGAUGGGAGACGAUCAGGAUCUAGCAGUUACUUUCGAUGCAACAACUUUGGAUACACCAAAUCACGACGACAUUUUGCAGAGUGAGGUUACAAGUAAUCACUCUGAAUCAUCCAGCAUACCUAUUCCUGCUCCCAGCCAUCCUGUGCCCGAGGUUGCUAUUACUAAUGCUUCUCCAGCAACAGUGCAAGCUGAACCGUUCCCGAUUACUCGCCUGACACGAAUUUCAAGGCCGGCGACACCUUCCUCCUCUUCAACAUCAAUCGUUGCCAUGUCGUCUCAAAAUAAUACGAGAGCGGAAUCAGAGCCGGGGUCAGAGCCAUCACAGGCCCAAGGCAGCAGUAGGGAUGGUCGCACAGGAGCUAUGCAGUAUCUGCGGCAGCCUCUGACCUCGUUCCCGACGCCUAAUGCCUUCCCAAGUCAAGACAGGGCGUCUUCGAGUCGAAUCCAGUCGAUGCAGACCCCUCAGCCAUCACCUCGUCAACAGCCCCGCCAGGUACAGCCUCCGGUCGUGGAGGCGAAAUGGGAAUCGGACCACAAAGCCAUUGAAUGCAGAGAGUGCCAUAGGAAGUUUUCACUAUGGCUACGAAGACAUCAUUGCCGUCGUUGUGGUCACGUAGUCUGCGAUCGCUGCUCGAGCCAUCGGGCAAUGUUGCACCCAUCCAUGGUCGUUUUCGAUCCUACCUCAAGCGAGGCGUACCUGAAUCACCAAAUGCUGGUUAGAAGGGGAACCGUUCAGAGCUAUCGCGUAUGCGACUCUUGCUAUACAGCAUUGGGACCCGGCCGCUCGUUAAGCCUUGGCGCUGCGUCUGGAUUUGGAUCGGAAUCAGGAUCAGGGUUGGGAUCUGGUUCACCAUCAGGCAUGGUACAGCAUAACACUGGACCUCAACAGGCACACCGCCGAAUGCUCCAUGGUGACGCCCCAUCGCACCCUACCGGUUACGCAUCCAGUGCGCCCGCGCAUAACGAUGGUAGUCUGGGAGUUUAUAUGUCAGGCUCAGCCUAUGCUCCAGAUCGGUCGCACUCUUCUUCCAGAAGUUCGAGUUCAUCAAGCUUGCACCCGGUACCAAUGGUGCGGAAUGCCAGCUCCAGCUCUCUGAUGAGCGAAUGUCCUGUUUGUGGAGCCAUCCUAGCGGGCUUGGAAGGUGGAAAACCGGCUCAAGAAGCCCAUGUACAGGAUUGUUUAGAGGGUAAAUCGGGCCAAGGAAGUGGGCCUGUCCGCUACGUUGUUUACAAGCUGCCGGCCGACUCUCCUUUGAUUGAUCAAGAAUGUGCAAUCUGCUUUGAGGAGUUCGUUGCUGGACGGACAGUAGCGAGACUGAACUGUCUAUGCACAUACCAUCGGCACUGCAUCCACAGCUGGCUUCAGCAUGGCAAUUCGUGUCCGGUGCACUAUCGUUAGCACCUGCGGGAAUUUGACUAGUUCUCCCACGCUUGGCUAGGCUUGAAUACAUAAAAAACGACUGAUUGAGAAAGAGUUUUUGAUUA